AUGCCUGAAUUGACUGAAGUGAGAAGCCCCAUCGACGUGGCCAGCUUGGAAAAAUUCCUUGCUAACAUCACCCCUGGCGACAAAGUGACGGUGGGGCUCAAUGUCCCAAAGUUCACGGCGCCGUUUACCAUUAAGCAGUUUAAGUUUGGCCAAUCAAACCCUACGUACUAUUUGUCUGAUGCUAAUGGCCAAAAGUUCGUCCUCCGGAGAAAGCCCAGUCCCAACGAUAAGUUGGUGCUGAAACUGGCCCACGCCGUGGAACGGGAGUUCUUCCUCUUGCGGGCGAUUAACAUUUUGAACAGCGAACAACCUGACCCGGUGAAACAAGUGCCUGUUCCCAAAGUGUGGGUGCUCUGUGAGGAUGAACUGGUGAUUGGCUACGUGUUCUACGUGAUGGAGUUCAUCGAAGGGCAAAUGCUUCGCAGUCCCGAAAUGCCCGAGAUCGAGCUGGUCGAAGAGAAGAAGCAAUACUGGGACGCCAUCAUGACCACCGCCGCUGCCAUCCACAUGCUUGAUGGUGACAAGUUAAUUGAUAACCUCCCCAAGGAACACUUCCCUCAGUUCCACAAUAAGGAGAAGUUGAAGCUGUCGCUGUAUUUCGCUCGUCAAAUUAGAACGUUGACCGGGGUCACCAAAGGUCAAUCGAAGAUUGUCGAGCCUAUCCCUCACUUCGAAGAGAUUUGCCUGUGGUUGAGUCAAAAGGCCCCUCGUGACCCUGCUAAAUUGACCCUCACUCAUGGUGAUUUCAAGAUCGAUAAUGUAUUGUUUGACCCUAAGACCAAAAAGAUUGUCGCUGUAUUGGAUUGGGAAUUGUGCACCAUUGGUCACCCGCAAUUCGAUUUGGCUAACUUCUUACAACCCUUCUCAAUGCCGAACCACCUCAACAACUUGUUUUACCAGCCGCUCACGACGACGAUUGGUAGAGAAAACCCUGAGUCACACAAGCAGGUGGUGGAAUUGUUGAAGUUGUAUGAAACCAAAUAUGAUGGUAGCUGGGAUCCUAAAGACCCCACCAAUAACCCCGUUGAUUUGAGACCGGUGGGAGAUGUGUUUGGCUUAUUAAGAUUGUGCGUUAUCUCCCAAGGUAUCGCCAUGAGAGUCGAAAAGGGGGUGGCAUCGCUGGCUAAUGCCCAAGGGUUCGCCCUGUUGUACCCGUACUUGGCCGAUCUUGCUAUGGAGACUAUCGCCUCCAACAAGUCAAAGUUGUAG
Molecule: messenger RNA, 1209 nt
Organism: Diutina rugosa
Lineage: Eukaryota; Fungi; Ascomycota; Pichiomycetes; Serinales; Debaryomycetaceae
Exons: 1
Coding region: 1-1209 (402 amino acids)
Source: RefSeq, a predicted model, not a curated record